Impatiens glandulifera is the source of this 2365-nucleotide messenger RNA. Its product is annotated as probable E3 ubiquitin-protein ligase ARI2. Bases 243 to 2024 code for a protein of 593 amino acids. Gene Ontology annotation, molecular function: zinc ion binding; ubiquitin conjugating enzyme binding; ubiquitin protein ligase activity. Gene Ontology annotation, cellular component: ubiquitin ligase complex; cytoplasm. Lineage: Eukaryota; Viridiplantae; Streptophyta; Magnoliopsida; Ericales; Balsaminaceae. The transcript has 7 exons. The record is from RefSeq and is a predicted model, not a curated record. Gene Ontology annotation, biological process: positive regulation of proteasomal ubiquitin-dependent protein catabolic process; ubiquitin-dependent protein catabolic process; protein polyubiquitination.
ACCAUCAUCGUCGUUCUCACAAGAAGAAGAAGAAGAAGAAGAAGAAGAAGAAGAAGAGGAAGAAGUCUUCUUUCCUCUUCUCCUUUAAUAAAUUGUUUUGGUUUUUGUCUGUCGAUCAAUCAGCUGAUACAUUCAAUAAAUAAAAUUGCUGAUUUCAUUUCGUAUCUUUGUCUGUCUGUCUAUCUAUCUAUCUUAGCUGUAAGAUCCAUCGCGUCUUCUCCUUCUUAAUUUCACAUCAAUCAAUGGGGGAUUGCACGAGUAGUGAUGAUAAUUACUAUUACUCUGAUCGUGACUCUCUCAACGGACUCGAGAACGAAGAAGAAUCCGAUACGCAGUGGGCCACUUCCAAUUGCUCUUCCAUCAAGGUAAUCACGCAAGAGUCUCUUUUGACAGCACAGAGGGAAAGUUUGCGACAAGUAAUGGAUAUGCUAUCGAUAAGGGAACAACAUGCGAGGACUCUCCUCAUUCAUUACCGAUGGGAUGUGGAGAAUUUGCUUGCUGUUCUUGUUGAGAGGGGGGAAACUCUCUUGUUUGCUGAAGCGGGUGUUACUGUCGUUGAUAGUGUUGAUAUUGUUUCUUUAGAUGCUUCUUUCAUCGUAAUGUGCAGUGUCUGCAUGGAGGAUAUGCCUGGGAGUGAAGUAACAAAGAUGGAUUGUGGUCAUGACUUUUGCAACACUUGUUGGACAGAGCAUUUUAUUGUGAAGAUAAAUGAAGGUCAGAGCAAACGAAUUAAGUGCAUGGCACACAAAUGCAAUGCCAUUUGUGAUGAAGCUAUUGUCAGAAAACUUGUUAGUAAAAAGCACCCUGAUUUGACAGAGAAAUUCGAUCGCUUUCUUCUCGAGUCCUAUAUUGAAGAUAACAAGAAGGUUAAAUGGUGCCCUAGCACACCUCAUUGUGGAAAUGCCAUACGCAUUGAUGAUGACGAGUUCUGUGAGGUCGAAUGUUCAUGCAGUUUACAGUUUUGUUUCCAUUGCUUAUCUGAAGCACAUUCACCUUGUUCGUGUUUGAUGUGGGAACUAUGGACCAAGAAGUGUCGUGAUGAAUCAGAAACUGUUAAUUGGAUUACUGUUCAUACUAAGCCUUGUCCUAAGUGCCACAAACCCGUGGAAAAGAAUGGUGGGUGCAAUCUUGUGAGCUGUAUUUGCGGGCAAGCAUUUUGUUGGCUCUGUGGUGGUGCCACUGGGCGAAAUCAUACCUGGUCAAAUAUUAAUGGUCAUAGUUGUGGCCGUUACAAAGAAGAUGAGAAGAUGAACUCGGAGCGCGCUAAGAAUGAGCUAUGUCGCUACAUGCAUUAUCAUAAUCGGUAUAAAGCUCAUGCAGAUUCUUUCAAACUUGAAUCUAAAUUGAAGGAGACUGUAAAAGAGAAUGUUUCAAUUCUGGAGAGUAAAGACUCCAAGCUCAGAGAUUUUACCUGGAUUACAAAUGGGCUUUACCGACUCUUCAGAUCAAGGAGGAUUCUUUCAUAUUCUUACCCGUUUGCAUUUUAUAUGUUUGGAGAUGAUUUGUUUAAGGACGAGAUGUCAAAAGAUGCAAGAGAAAUAAAGCAAAAUUUAUUUGAGGUCCAGCAGCAACAACUUGAAGCAAAUGUUGAAAAGCUAUCAAAAUUUAUAGAAGAGCCAAUUGCUGAGCAGGAUGAGAAGACAAUUUUGGUGACAAGGAUGGAAAUUAUAAACCUAUCGGUUAUUGUGGAUAAUCUCUGCAAGAAAAUGUAUGAAUGCAUUGAAACUGAUUUGCUUGGUACACUUCAAUUUGGUACUCAUAGUAUAUCUCCAUACCUUUCAAAAGGCAUUGUGAAGGCUGCAGAACUCUCUGUAUGUCAUUAUCCUACUGACAUUAAAGCUGGGAAGCGUCCAGCCCAUGAUGAUAACACACCUGGAGGAGAGGCAACAGAUUCCGACAGCCUUUUGGUCUCUGCAAGUUCGGGAGAUGGUGGAUGCUCAUCUAGGAAAAGGAAUAGAAAGGAAAGUAUUAAAAGAAGCAUGAUAGAUCUGAACUUGCCAUCGGAGAUUGUUGAUGGGAAUUAAACCUAAUUUUUUUCCUCCUGUGUGAAGGAGAUGACCAGAAUGUACAGAUUUGACGUUAAAAGGUGACUUUCUCAUCUCUACAUGGAAAACAUUUAGAACAAUUUUGUCUCUUUAGAACUUGAUUUGAAGAUACCUAAAAAAACAUAUAAGAAAAGUUUUAGUAUUUGCUAGUCAAGAUAUCAGUAUGGCCUUCUGAUUUGGCAAUAAAUGUCUCCAUGGAAUGGAGAGAAUGUGAAUAUUUCAGAGGGUGGAAAAUUGCUGGCAAAAGGAUGAUGGUUUGCAUAAUCAGUUGAGUUAAUACUCUUCUUUUUAUAUUGAAAUGUUGAAUAUUUCUGAUGCUA